AUGAAAGAGAGCGCCCAGCAAGUCUUCGACGGCUGGGGCAGCAAAAAGAGGAUGUCCACUGUUAUGGCAGCCAUGGAGGAGUUGCCCAAGCGAGUCGGUGAAGACAUGCACAAGCUGGUCAGUCAUGUGGUGGACUCCGUUCAGAAUGAGAUCAACGAGGUCAGCGCGGUGAUUCGUGAUGAGUCAGAUGACAGGAUAACCGGGACGACCAAGGUCGUGAAGCAUUUGGAGGUCAUCCCAACCAUGGUGGUCAAUCUCCUUGAGUCCCGCGUGGAGAAGGCCAAAGCCGAGGUCCGCAAGAAGGUGGGCGGCAUGAUCCUGCAGUUGAGCGCUAUCCAGGAGACCAACGAGAAUGAUGAGGAGCUGGCCGAACAGAUGCAGAACAUGUCUUCAGAGCUGGCGCAAAUUGCCGGGGCCGCCGUGGAGGCAGCAACACAGGAAUGCCGUGCUCAUGCUACCCAGCAGCUGGACAUAGUUCUCGCCAACUUGGUGGAAAGCAACGCCGGAAAUGAAACGAAGGUGGACACAAAGUGGCGAAAAGUCUGCGAAAUCCGUAAUGCCGUGGAAGAAGAUCUGCUGAUACAGAAACCCUUGGCUGAGGGCUUUCCAUCGGUGCAAUCAAGUGCCAUGGAGAAUGCCGUCGCGGUGAUCAAGGACAAAGACUUCAUGCCUGACAGCGUCACAAACGAGAUCGUUGCGGACCAGCUCUUGCGAGCGAAGGUGCGCAGCCGCGGUGACGUGCAACCGCCCGGCUCCGUGAUGAGCAGCGGCACGGAGGCCGUGCAGAUGGCGGCCGCAGCCAUGAACCCAGGAAGCUUGGGGCACCCAGAACUGUGUCCACGGCCAUGCAUCUACUUCCGUUCUGGAAGUUGCGCCUCAGGCGCCAAGUGCGGCUUCUGUCACAUGCCUCAUUCCAGGCGCCCGCUCAGACUGGACAAGCGCCACAGAGAGAGCUUGCGCCGAAUGCGUUUCAAGCAGGUGCUCAAGGGCCUCGCCCCCAUCAUCCGUGCAAAGAUCAUGGCGAUUGCAGUCCCGUCUGUGGUGUUGGGCGCUUUGUGCGAAUCCCCACCAGAGGAAGGUGAGGAAGGCCCGCCGCAGAGCAUGGUGGGCCACAAAGCGCCCAACAACGAAGUUGUGGCAGAUGGCCAUUGCUUUCCGACCGAAUCGGCGCAACGCCUGGCGCCAACACUGCCGCCAAGCACCAUGGACAGACUGGACCAGAUGAGGCGUGAUGCGCUGCAGCUGCUGGAAGUGCUCUCCAGCCAGCCACUGCAGCCUGACCCAGGUGCGGCAGGUGCAUCGGCAAUCCCAUCCAGUGCCAGCCGCCGCCAGUCCGGGCUGUCCACUUCGGCUGCCAGCUCGGCCAGCAGUGCGUCGGAUGCAGGGCAGGAGAGCUACAAGGCAUGGUUUCGCGGCCUUUCCUUCAUGAACCUGCGGUCACUGAUGGUGAUGCUACAGCGGAUUGCUCGUGAUUCCGGGACCAAGACCGAGUGCGAACUCGUCGAACAAAUCCUGCGCAGGAUCCACUCCGCACUGGGUCUCGCAAUGCCAGAGUUUCAAGAAGAGGAGUUAGACCUGGAUGAGACGGCCCCGGCAUCGGAGCCCAACCUCAGAAACGAGCUGCGGGGCCAGCUAUCCAAGCGUGACAUUGUCAGUCACACUCCAAAGGACAUCUGCAAGCAGCUGCCAGGAUGCCAGUUCAAGUCAGGUAAAAUGCAUCUCGAGCUUUCGCAGCUGAUGUUUGCAUGA
Molecule: messenger RNA, 1749 nt
Organism: Symbiodinium natans
Lineage: Eukaryota; Dinophyceae; Suessiales; Symbiodiniaceae
Source: the annotation of a GenBank genome assembly